This is a messenger RNA of Beta vulgaris subsp. vulgaris (sugar beet), 947 nucleotides long. RefSeq lists its product as uncharacterized. NCBI's taxonomy places the organism in Eukaryota, Viridiplantae, Streptophyta, Magnoliopsida, Caryophyllales, Amaranthaceae. The record is from RefSeq and is a predicted model, not a curated record. The coding region runs from base 45 to 482 and encodes 145 amino acids. The transcript has a single exon.
UCUUGCAUGCAUCUUCAUCGUCAUGGUCAUCUACCAGCGGGAGAAUGGCAGAGGUGGCUGGAGGCACGACGGCCGAGUGCGCUGCGGUGUGGUGUUGUUGUCCUUGUAGUUUGGUCAAUUUACUUGUGCUUGUGGUGUACAAGGUUCCUGCAGGCAUUUGUAAGAAGGCGUUGCGAAUGCGACGGCGGAAACAAAUGUUUAAGAAAGGUCUCCUCCCCCUUCCAUCAUCAGCUCCCUCUAGUAGAAGAUCAUGUGAAUGCAAGUGCACCAGCCAUCAUGUUGAUCUCGAUGGGGUGGGGAAUAAAACCGAGGAGCUCAUGGCAGUGGUGGUCAUGGGUGGGACUAGUAGCGAUGAAAACAUUAAUAUUACUGAUAAGGAGUUAAUGCAAUUAGAAGAGGAGAUGUGGGAGAGGUUCUACUCUACUGGCUUUUGGAGAAGCCCUUCCCAAAGAGAAAAAGAAAGGGAACAACAACAACAAUGAUUUCAUUCACUUUUUUUGUUGUCUGGAAAUAGAUCUCUUUGUUAAUUUUUGUUCAUUUCUUUUUUCAUCUUUCCUUAUUUUUUGAGUUUUAAUUAAGAGUAUUUUGGCGGGGUGGGGAGAUGAUUCAAGGGUGUUUUUAUAUCUCUUGUUUUCGUUGCUACUGUAAAUGGAAAUGGGGAACGGUUUUGUUUUUAUAUAUUGUUAAUUUCGAGGUAUCAUAAACAAUACAUCUAAUAGAUAGAUACAUUAUAUUUAAUAUAAUUACAGUACUACAAAAACGAUAAUUUAUGGACGCUUAGAGGUCGACGCGCAAGAGUAGGUGCUAGUGGGAUUAUUAAUUCCCGUGUCUGUUCGACGUUUUUGGGAGUCCAGAAAUUAUACCAGCAGCUUUAGGCGUCGUAUAUACAUGUGUCAAUCAUGUCAUCAACUCAUCAAUCCGCGUGAUUGGGAGAAAGAGAAAUUGUG